UGCAGCAGCUGACCUUUGACCUGUGAGCUUCAGACUCUUUGCUGGUGUGAAGUGUUUAAUGUGACUUCAGCCUGCAGACACAGAGGACUGAUGAAGCAGAAGAUUGUCUCUGUUUCUACACAGACCUGGUCCAGACAGCAGAGCUGCAGAGUGAAGACGUUCAUGGGAAGAAGCUGACAGCAUGGAUCAGUGUGAGGACAGAGAGGAGGGAGUCCCUCCCUCUAAAAGCACUCUGUGUGGGGAACAUGAGAGCCAGACCAAAGCUCAGAGGAACCCACCUGGACCUCCACCCAGCUCUGUGUCCUAUGAAAGUAACCGAGUCAAAGAUGUCAUUAAAAAAUUUGAGCAAAGACAGUCAGCUGAGAAAAAGAUCCAUCAAAGACUCAAACCUGGACCUCCACCCAGCUCUGUGUCCUUAAAGAGUGACCGGUCCAAACAUCGAGGCAUUGAUUUUAAAUCCCAGCCUGUGUCUGCAGCAGAGAGAGGUCAGAGGUCACAGUCUGCAGGAUCCAGCUGUCCAUCUGUGAGGAGUGAUGAGUCCAAAGAUAAACCUCCAGACUUCAGUGCUGAACCUGGACCAACGAGGAUCAAUAAGAGCCCAGAAUCUCCUGGACCUGAACCCAGCUGUGUGUCUCUAAAGAGCAACAUGUCGAAGGAAGUUGUUAUAAACUUUAAAGGCUGUUCUUCUGCUGCUGAGAGAGCUUCUGCACAGUGUGGAGAAAGAUCCAGAAGCAGAGCUGGACUGCAGACAGCCAGUCAGAGCAGCUGUGUACAAACAGAUGUUGGUCUGCAGGAGGUUUUAGAUGAACAUAAGAUCAGUCUGAGGAGGAGAUGUGAACGUGUGACUGAAGGAAGUGAUGAAACAGGAAGUAGAGCCCUCCUCAACAGGAUCUACACUGAGCUCUACAUCACAGAGGGACAGAGUGAAGAGGUUCAUACCCAACAUGAGGUGAGGCAGCUGGAGACAGCUUCCAAGAUGGACGCCCUCCAUGACGCUCCAAUCAGGUGCCAGGACAUCUUUAAAGCCUUACCUGACCAACAGAGACCCAUCAGAGUGGUUCUGACCAACGGCGUGGCUGGUGUUGGAAAAACCUUCUCAGUGCAGAAGUUCACUCUGGACUGGGCAGAGGGCUUGGAGAACCAACAUGUCAGUGUGGUGGUUCUGCUUUCAUUCAGGGAGCUGAACCUGAUCAGAGAUGAGCAGUACAGUCUUCUGGAGCUGCUCCAUGUUUUCCAUCCAACAUUACAGAAGGUCACAGCAGAGAAGCUGGCUGUCUCUCAGCUUUUGUUCAUCUUUGACGGCCUGGAUGAAAGCAGACUUUCAUUGGAUUUCACCAACAGGAAGCUGCUGUCUGAUGUCACACAGAAGUCAUCAGUCAGCCAGCUGCUGACAAACCUCAUCCAGGGGAAUCUGCUUCCCUCGGCUCUCGUCUGGAUAACUUCCCGACCCGCAGCAGCCAAUCAGAUCCCUCCUACAUGUGUUGACAGGCUAACAGAAGUACGAGGCUUCACUGACGCCCAGAAGGAGGAGUACUUCAGGAGGAGAUUCAGUGAUGAAGAGCUGUCCAGCAGAAUCAUCUCCCACAUGAAGACAUCCAGGAGCCUCCACAUCAUGUGUAGUAUCCCAGUCUUCUGCUGGAUCACUGCUACAGUUCUGGAGCACAUGUUGACUACAGAGCAGAGAGGAGAGCUGCCCAAGACCCUGACUGACAUGUACUCACACUUCCUGCUGGUUCAGACAAAGAGGAAGAAGAACAAGUACCAUGAGGGACAUGAGACGAGUCCACAGGAGCUGACGGAGGCUGACAGGGAAGUUCUUCUGAAGCUGGGGAGGCUGGCGUUUGAACAUCUGGAGAAAGGAAACAUCAUGUUCUACCAAGAAGACCUGGAGCAGUGUGGUCUGGAUGUGACAGAGGCCUCGGUGUACUCAGGAGUUUGUACAGAGAUCUUCAAAAGAGAGUGUGUGAUCUUCCAGAAACCAGUCUACUGCUUUGUUCAUCUGAGCAUUCAGGAGUUUCUGGCUGCAGUCUACAUGUUCCACUGUCACACCAACAGGAAGACAGAGGUGCUGGAGGACUUCCUUAAACCAAAAUCUUUGACCCUGCUGAUUUACAGUGUUUUUGAUGACAAAGAUCUCCAAUCACUUGAUGUAUUUCUGAGGAGAGUCAUGGAGAAAUCCCUCCAGAGUAAAAAUGGCCACCUGGACCUGUUUGUUCGCUUCCUUCAUGGCCUCUGUCUGGAGUCCAACCAGAGACUCUUAGUAGGUCUGCUGGGUCAGACAGAGAACAGUCCAGAAACCAUCCAGAGAGUCAUCAACAACCUGAAGGAGAUGAACAGUGAUAAAAUCUCUCCUGACAGAAGCAUCAACAUCUUCCACUGUCUGAUGGAGAUGAACGACCUCUCAGUACAUCAGGAGAUCCAAGAGUUCCUGAAGUCAGAGAACAGAUCAGAGGAGAAACUCUCUGAGAUCCAGUGCUCAGCUCUGGCCUUCAUGCUGCAGAUGUCAGAGGAGGUUCUGGAUGAGUUGGACCUGCAGAAGUACAACACAUCAGAGCGGGGACGACAGAGACUGAUUCCAGCUGUGAGGAACUGCAGAAAGGCUCGACUGACUCAGUGUCGACUCUCAGAGUCUCACUGUGAAGUUGUGGCCUCAGCUCUGAAGUCCAACCCCUCCCAUCUGACAGAGCUGGACAUGGGUGGAAACAGAUACCUGCAGGAUUCAGCAGUGAAGCUUCUGUGUGCUGGACUGGAGAGUCCAAACUGUCGACUGGAGACUCUGAGGCGGAGCUGAUGAUGGUAAACAGGACGGUGUGUGUGCUGAGAGAGGAGCAGCUGUGUCCUGAUGAUCCAGAGAGGUUGAAGCAGCAGCAGCUUGUGUGUAGAGACGCUCUGACUGGGCCAUGUUACUGGGAGGUGGAGA
Molecule: messenger RNA, 2920 nt
Organism: Oreochromis niloticus (Nile tilapia)
Lineage: Eukaryota; Metazoa; Chordata; Actinopteri; Cichliformes; Cichlidae
Product: protein NLRC3
Exons: 10
Coding region: 182-2791 (869 amino acids)
Source: RefSeq, a predicted model, not a curated record